GCGGCCCGACUGCCUGCUUUCUGGAGGCCUGUUUACGCAGCAGGAGUUCCUGGGCGGCAAGCCGCGCCGGGCUGCGCGCCGUCCUGCCCUUGCGCAGGUGCUGAACUGGGGGGAUGGCGGCUGCGGCUGAGGAGUGGGAGGCUCCGUCGCGGGCGCUGCGGGCGCUGGCCUGGCUUGGGCAAGAGUUCAUGUCGGACUGGGAGGCCCAGGACUUGCGGGCCGCCCUCUUCCAGCUGCUCCUGCUCUGGCUGUUGGUGAGCUUGCUGGGCAUCCAGGUGGCCUGGCGAGUUUACGGGAACACGGUCACCGGCCUCUACUACCGGCAAGGUCCUGGAGGACAGAAUGGAGGAACCCCAGAUGGAUCCUCCCACUUCUCAAGUUGGGAGAGCUCAAGCAAUGAAGCGAUGAAAACCCAUCGAGAAUGAUGACAGAGCUGACAAAAUCAAACUGUUGCUGCUCUAGGAGCAUAGAGGAUGCCUGCCAGGCUAGAGGCCUUGCUCUGCAGUGCUGAGGAAAUUGCAGCCAUACUUGCCCUUUCUCCUGUCCUGUGGCCUGGCUACUGGCCAGCACUGGUGCUGUGAGGAUUGCUCACCUGUGACUGCUCCUGUCCAUCCAGUUACUGAGCAUGGAGUCUCAGGGUUGCUGUACUCAGGUUUGGAAAGCUGCAGGUCCCCCCGCCCCCUCAUUUAAGUUGUUUGCAUUAUUCCUUUUACUAUCCUGCUAAUAAUUUUGCAAACCAGCCUUAAAGGUCAGCUUCUCUUCAACGUCAUGCUAAGCUCAUUGGGUUGGUUGGGCCCACGUUUCUUCCUGCAGUUGUGCUUGGAUUCCUCUUGGCUUGAAACAGCCUCACCUCAAAAGGGAAGCAAUCUCCAGGAUGAGGACACCACUGAUGGCCAGGAGAGCCUCAGACUUCAACUUAUAGAUUAAGCCCUCCUUUGCCAGUAUUGGCUGAUAAGCACCUCUGUGUUUGGAGUGCUGUGGUGGACUAGUAAAAGAAAUUUGAAAUAGUUCCUGGUUCCCUAGCUCAAUCAGUUUUUCAUCGUGUGCCUCUGCUGAGAGCUUUGAGCUUGCCAGCUUCUACAAGUGUUCCCGCUCCAAAGCAUAGUUCUUGGUGCUCAUGCCCCAGAGGAGUAAUGUAGGGUUUGCUCUGCAGCUAAGUUGUAUUAGAGCUGCUGAUGUGAUCGUGAGCAUCCCUUCAUUCUGCCAGAUGCUGCCUCCUGGUAUGUGUAAAAUGUACAGGUUAUAAAGAAGUAAUGGACAGAGCAAA
Eublepharis macularius is the source of this 1267-nucleotide messenger RNA. RefSeq names its product T cell leukemia translocation altered (gene TCTA). Lineage: Eukaryota; Metazoa; Chordata; Lepidosauria; Squamata; Eublepharidae. Bases 114 to 425 code for a protein of 103 amino acids. The record is from RefSeq and is a predicted model, not a curated record. The transcript is spliced from 3 exons.